Messenger RNA from Condylura cristata (star-nosed mole), 4239 nucleotides. RefSeq names its product solute carrier family 38, member 9 (gene SLC38A9). The record is from RefSeq and is a predicted model, not a curated record. The transcript is spliced from 15 exons. Gene Ontology annotation, biological process: amino acid transmembrane transport. Gene Ontology annotation, molecular function: amino acid transmembrane transporter activity. NCBI's taxonomy places the organism in Eukaryota, Metazoa, Chordata, Mammalia, Eulipotyphla, Talpidae. The coding region runs from base 134 to 1819 and encodes 561 amino acids.
GAUCUGCUUCUGCAAAUGGAGAGGAUUUGGGAAGGCUCCCCGUGCUUUCCCCCGCCUUCCUACCGAGUUCUCCGAGAUUGAGGGCUCGGUCCAUUCAGGAUUGACUUCUUCAGUGAUUAGAGUCUUAAGAAAAAUGGCAAAUAUGGAUAAUAGUUCUAAGCAUCUGCUCAUCCCCGACGUAGAUCAUGAAAUAAAUCCUGGGCCCAUGAAUAUUCAAUUUGAUUCAUCAGAUAUAAGAUCCAAACGGCCUUUCUAUAUAGAGCCCACAAACAUCGUCAAUGUGAAUGAUGUCAUUCAGAGGGUUAGUGACCAUGCUUCUGCCAUGAACAAGAGGAUUCAUUACUACAGCCGGCUCACUGCUCCUACAGACAAGGCACUGAUUGCCCCAGAUCAUGUAGUUCCAGCUCCAGAAGAGUGCUAUGUAUAUAGUCCAUUAGGUUCUGCUUAUAAACUUCAAAGUUACACAGAAGGCUAUGGUAAAAACACCAGUUUAGUAACCAUUUUUAUGAUUUGGAAUACCAUGAUGGGAACAUCUAUACUAAGUAUUCCUUGGGGCAUAAAACAGGCUGGAUUUACCACAGGAUUGUGUGUCAUCUUGCUGAUGGGCCUUUUAACACUUUACUGCUGCUACAGAGUAGUAAAAUCACGUUGUAUGAUAACAACAGUGGAUACGACUACCUGGGAAUAUCCAGAAGUCUGCAGACAUUAUUUUGGCUCCUUUGGGCAAUGGUCAAGUCUCCUUUUCUCCUUAGUGUCCCUCAUUGGAGCAAUGAUAGUUUACUGGGUCCUUAUGUCUAAUUUUCUUUUUAAUACUGGGAAGUUUAUCUUUAAUUUUAUUCAUCACAUUAAUGACACAGAUGCUAUACUAAGUACCAAUGAUAGCAACCCUGUGAUUUGCCCCAGUGCUGGGAGUGGUGGCCAUCCUGACAACAACUCUAUGAUUUUCAUCGCCAAUGACACAGGACUCCAACAGUUUGAAAAGUGGUGGAAUAAGUCCAAAACUGUGCCUUUUUACCUCGUAGGGCUCCUCCUCCCACUUCUCAAUUUCAAAUCACCUUCAUUUUUUUCAAAAUUUAAUAUACUAGGCACAGUGUCUGUUCUCUAUUUGAUUUUCCUUGUUACCUUGAAGGCUAGUCAGUUGGGAUUUCAUUUGGAAUUUCACUGGUUUGAGCCAACAGAAUUUUUUGUACCAGAGAUAAGAUUUCAGUUUCCACAGCUGACUGGAGUGCUUACCCUUGCUUUCUUUAUUCAUAAUUGUAUUAUCACCCUCUUGAAAAACAACAAGAAUCAAGAAAACAAUGUCAGAGACUUGUCUAUUGCUUAUAUGCUGGUGACAUUAACUUAUCUCUAUAUUGGAGUACUGGUUUUUGCUUCAUUUCCUUCACCACCAUUAUCCAAAGACUGCAUAGAACAGAAUUUUUUAGACAACUUCCCUAGCAGUGACAUCCUGUCCUUCAUUGCAAGGAUAUUCCUGCUGUUCCAGAUGAUGACUGUAUACCCACUCUUAGGCUACUUGGCUCGUGUCCAGCUAUUGGGUCAUAUCUUCGGUGACAUUUAUCCUAGCAUUUUCCACGUGCUGAUUCUUAAUCUAUGUAUUGUGGGAGCUGGUGUGAUCAUGGCCUGUUUCUACCCUAACAUAGGAGGAAUUAUAAGAUAUUCGGGAGCAGCAUGUGGCCUGGCCUUUGUAUUCAUAUAUCCAUCUCUCAUCUAUAUAAUUUCUCUCCACCGAGAAGAGCGUCUGACAUGGCCUAAAUUAAUCUUUCAUGUUUUCAUCAUCAUUUUGGGCCUCGCUAACCUGAUUGUUCAGUUUUUCAUGUGAUAAUCUCACUAUCUUUUAAAAAUCUUUCAAGAUGUUUUCAACUUUGACAAAGUUCCCCAUAAAUGCACUUGUAAAUGCUGUUGUUUCUGUAAUUCCAAAUGUUUUCUUAAGAUAAUUUUAAAGGAGGGAAAUAAUGGUCUAUUAAUAGGAAAUUUCUCGAGUAGAAAGGGGCAAUAAGAAUGAUCUUUGUCUCUGCCUUUUCAUGCUCACCCAGUUCUUCACCUUUAUUGUCUUUUCUAAGAAGAAAUGUAUGAACUUAGGAAAACUCAUGCCAAGUUUUGCUUUGAGAGUUAUAUGGUGAGUAGGUUUAUUUUGGCUACAGUAAAGAUUCUCAGGGUGUCACAGCAAUAGUUGCCAGAUACUCUUUCUGUUUUUUAUUUAAGUGUAUUAAUUUUAUUACUUGCUAGGUCAUUUCUGUUGUUUGCCCAAACCUUUACUGUUUGGGACAAUAAACCAGAUACCUCAUUUUUUAAAAGAAGUCUUCAUGACUUCAACAUUAAGAGUGAGUCAUUAACUAUGUCCUUAAUCUCUAUUUUAAAAUGAACAGUGUCAGUGCAGGCCCCACAGACAUGAAAAUCACACAAAAUAAAUGAACUUGCAGAGUUUGUUGCUGUUUGACUCCUCUUUUGUUUCUAAUCCAAUAAAGUGACUUGGGUUGAAAUUACAAUUCCCCAGCCAAAUUUUGCAGAACAACAAGAGUGAUUCUCCCCACAGAGCUAAAAGAGCUCCUUUGCCUUGUAUAUCCCUGAGCAACUUCCUAAGAUGUCAUGACUGGUCUACCUAGGGAGAAUUUAGGAAGCGUGGUAGAGAGAGAGGGAAACAUGAGGCCCUCCAGGGCAGAAAAGAGAUAGAGGAGGGGCCAAGAAGAGUGAAGCCUCCUAAGCAUAUUUUCUGGGGGUGAAAAGUUGUCUCUUAACCAUAGGAGAAGAUUGUGUUUGAUGCAUAACCUCCAGAGGGAGAACUCCCAUUCUCCCCUUUUUUCUGUAUCUGGCUGGCUGGAGGGUUAAAUCCAUCGCCUUGGAUCUUAGAAAAGGAUUAGGGAAUCUGAAUUCUUGAAAUACACAUUCUCUUUUUUCCUUCAAACUAAAAAUCUGAAGUAGCUGCCAAAUCCAUGUCUUCCAUGUAUUAUAGCCUCUGUGUUGAGCUGAAAAGUUGUACUUCUCAAUUUUAAGCUAAUGUGAAAAAGUUUAUUAUGUUAAUACACAUCCCACAUCCCAGGAUGGAGUGUACAUUUGCCAAAUUUCCUUCCUUUGAGGUUGUAACCUAGUACAGAGGUCCAAAUUCUAAAACAGCCAUAAUUUCCGUCAGCAAAGUUCCAAAACCAUAGACUGAUACCUACAAUGAUGAACUGUCUGAUUGUAAAAAUUCUAAAACAUACAUAAAAGUAGAGUAAAUACAAUAAAGUCCACAUAAACCUACCCUCUAGAUUAAGUAACUGUAAAAUUAUAGAUUUAGUCAUUAUAAAACUACUGCCUUUGCUUUACCUGUCCUUUUUUUUUUCCUUUCCUGAUAUAUUUUAAGGCCAGUUUCAGACAUGUCAUUUCAUCUCUCCAAACCUCUGAAUAGGCACUAGUAGCCUUUUGAAUUUUAUUAUUGAAGACAGUCUCAAAAGUGUUUAGCAGAAGCUUCUGGUCAAAAUUAGGAUAAUUAGAAAAGUCUCCAUUUGGUUUGGUCUGUCUGUUAGCCUCUUUUAAAAACAGAAGUGUAAUAUAUGGAGAAAGUGUCUCUGAGCUUGGGAACCCGGAAUCUUUGUGACUUUAGAAUCUUGUUGCUGGAAACAGAAAUCAAAGGCUAGAGAGCAAGCACCUUGGGUGACCUUUUAGGUUAAUUCCCUACUUAUCCCUAGUUGUGUCCUUUGUAUUUAAGAACUUAAGAGUUCCCAUUGCCUUUUCCAGUAAUAUGUGUGAGUGUUUUGACACAUGGGAAAAAAAUAUGAUUUGAUAAGUUUUUGUCCAUUAAAUGAUUGAACCAAUAUCCAAAUGCAUGCUUUAUUUACUAAACUGUAAAGUAAUAUGCGUAUUUGCUUUUUCUUUAAAAUAAUUGAUAAUUUAGAACAUCAAAUCCUGUGUUAGACUUAUGCUUAAUGAAUUUGCUUCCUUCCAGAAAACCAAUUCUGAACUGAAAUAACUAGUCUGUUAUUUCAUUUGGCUAGAAAAUUCAUGUGUGAACAAAUAAUGCCCUAGUUCACACAUAAUAAUGAGAUAUGGACUUAUUUAGGUCAUGUUGCAAUUUAUGUUAGACUUUCUCUACUAUCAUCUCUUUGAAUUUUCUAAUUAAUUUUUUUUUCCUUUUUUGCUCUGGUGUGGCUAGUUUAUCUGAAUUUAACUUAUUUAACACAAAUAUAGGAUGUUAUAAAAAUUAAAAAUUGGGCCCUCCCUCGUGGUGCAGCGGGUUAAAGUGCAGCACUAAGAAGCCAAAGC